CAAUAAGGAAAAGUACUCCUUACUAUCCCAUCUUCCACAUAUUUCUUUCUUUCUUUCUUUCUUUCUCAGCUCUCUCUCUCUCUCUCUCAAUACAUACAAAUCUCAUCAAAAUAACAACAUAAUCCAAAUCCCUAAUCUCAAUUCAAACCUUCUUGAAUUUAUUUCUUAAUCAAUCCAGCAAUGGAUCUAGCUCCAGAAGAACUCCAAUUCCUAAACAUCUCAAACAUCCUAGGAGAAUCAAUCUCAAUCCCCAAAACUUCCCCUAAAACCUUCUACCUAAUCACUCUUACCCUAAUUUUUCCUCUUUCUUUCGCAAUCUUAGCUCAUUCCCUUUUCACACAUCCUCUCAUUGUACACCUUCAAUCUCCUUUCACUGAUCCUUCUCAAACCUCUCAUGAUUGGACUCUUCUUUUAAUCAUUCAAUUCUUCUACCUUAUUUUCCUCUUCGCUUUCUCUCUCCUUUCCACCGCUGCCGUCGUUUUCACCGUCGCUUCUCUUUACACCUCAAAGCCCGUUUCUUUUUCCUCUACCAUUUCAGCUAUACCCAAAGUCUUCAAACGUUUGUUUGUUACUUUCAUAUGGGUCACUCUCCUUAUGAUUAUGUACAAUUUCGUCUUUGUUCUUUCUUUGGUACUUCUUGUUAUAGCUGUUGAUACUGAUAAUUCGUUCUUGCUGUUUUUCUCUAUUGUUGUUAUUUUAUUGUUGUUUUUAGUUGUUCAUGUUUAUAUAACUGCUUUGUGGCAUUUGGCUAGUGUUGUUUCUGUGCUUGAACCUGUUUAUGGUUUUGCUGCUAUGAAGAAAAGUUACGAGUUGUUGAAGGGUAGGGUUAGGUAUGCUGCUGUUUUGGUUUGUGGGUAUUUGCUUAUUUGUGGGGUCAUUGGAGGGAUGUUUAGUGUUGUGGUGGUUUAUGGUGGUGAUAGUUAUGGUGUGUUUUCUAGGAUUGUUAUUGGUGGGUUCUUAGUUGGUGUUCUUGUUAUUGUCAAUUUGGUUGGGUUGUUGGUGCAGAGUGUGUUUUACUAUGUUUGCAAGAGUUAUCAUCAUCAAGGGAUUGAUAAGAGUGCUUUGCAUGAUCAUCUUGGUGGAUACCUUGGAGAGUAUGUGCCUCUUAAGAGCAGCAUUCAAAUGGAAAAUUUGGAUGUAUGAUAUUAUGAUUCAGGGACAAAGAAUUAACCCUCAAUUUACAAGUGGAUUUGAUUUGUAAGUUUAUUUUUCUUUGUUAUGCUGUAAUCAAAUUGUGUAAAACGGUGGGAAUCAAAGACUAAUGAUAUAGAUUGUACGUUGGUUGAAUUUUGUUACUUGUGUAGUUUAGUGUAUCAGUUUGUUCCUUUUUUUAAUAAGCUAUAUGAAGUUAUGAACCAAACCUUGUUUAGCAGUAGUA
Messenger RNA from Cicer arietinum (chickpea), 1378 nucleotides. RefSeq lists its product as uncharacterized. The record is from RefSeq and is a predicted model, not a curated record. Lineage: Eukaryota; Viridiplantae; Streptophyta; Magnoliopsida; Fabales; Fabaceae.